AUAAAAAGCCCCAAUCUUCCUCCCCUCUCUUUCUGCGCUCUCGAGCUCAAGAGCACGCGAUAACGCUGGUCACUGUUUCUUCUCCUCCUCACAUCAAUUAUCUCGGUAAGGAAGAAGAAUGGCAACGUUCGAGUUGUACCGCAGAUCGACGAUCGGGAUGUGCCUGACCGAAACUUUGGACGAGAUGGUUUCAAACGGAGUUCUCAGUCCUGAGCUUGCCAUCCAAGUUCUUGUUCAGUUCGACAAGUCGAUGACUGAAGCUCUGGAAACCCAAGUUAAGAGCAAGGUGUCCAUUAAGGGACAUCUGCACACAUACAGAUUCUGCGACAAUGUUUGGACCUUCAUCUUACAAGAUGCUUUAUUUAAGAACGAAGACACCCAGGAGAAUGUUGGUCGGGUGAAGAUAGUGGCAUGUGACUCGAAGCUGCUCAUACAAUGAGACUCUCACAUGUGAACGAUAAUGUUCAAUAAAGGGUUUUAUUUCAUUCCGGUGGUAGUAGAAGGGGAUGUUGGAAAGGAAGAAAGGAAGAAGUACUUCUCCUGUCAGUUGUAGUUGCAGGAAAGAGAUUAUGAGGAUUAAACACUUGUAAAAACAAAUCAAACUGUAUGACUAUAAUUGCUGGAUGUCGUCAUAUAACCACGCCACGUAUAUUGUGGAUGGUUAUUUCAUCCUGUGUGUCUUAUUUUAAAUAAGUUAGAUGUCUUGGAUUAUAGCUUGAACAUUUUGAAUGUGGCUUGAUUGUGUUGUUAAAAAACCUAGUUGGAAUAUGAUCUUCCUUCAAGUGCCCUA
Molecule: messenger RNA, 790 nt
Organism: Cornus florida
Lineage: Eukaryota; Viridiplantae; Streptophyta; Magnoliopsida; Cornales; Cornaceae
Product: transcription initiation factor IIA subunit 2
Exons: 4
Coding region: 119-439 (106 amino acids)
Biological process (GO): transcription initiation at RNA polymerase II promoter; RNA polymerase II preinitiation complex assembly
Cellular component (GO): transcription factor TFIIA complex
Molecular function (GO): TBP-class protein binding; RNA polymerase II general transcription initiation factor activity
Source: RefSeq, a predicted model, not a curated record